GGUUCCGGCUAGGCCACGUGGCGCACGCGCAGUGUGGAAUUGCCGGUCCUCGCCGCCGCCUUAGGGUCUUCUUUAGGGUAGCUCUCGGGUUUUGUCUGUCUCUCAGCGGUCCUCCCAUGUCGGAGGAGAAGGUCAGCAGCCCUUCGGGGAAGAUGGACGGCGAGAAGCCGGUGGAUGCCAGUGAGGAGAAGCGAAAGGAAGGAGGCAAGAAGAAGAAGGAUGGAGGUGGAGAUGGAGGCCGAGCGGAGUUGAAUCCUUGGCCUGAAUAUAUUAACACACGCCUUGAUAUGUAUAAUAAGCUAAAAGCAGAGCAUGAUUCUAUCCUGGCUGAAAAGGCAGCAAAGGAUAGCAAGCCAAUUAAAGUCACUCUGCCCGAUGGCAAACAGGUGGACGCAGAGUCCUGGAAAACCACACCAUAUCAGAUUGCAUGUGGAAUUAGUCAAGGCCUGGCUGACAACACCGUUGUCGCUAAAGUGAACAAAGUUGUUUGGGACCUGGACCGCCCGCUGGAGACGGAUUGCACUUUGGAGCUUCUCAAGUUUGAGGAUGAGGAAGCACAGGCAGUAUAUUGGCACUCCAGUGCCCACAUAAUGGGCGAGGCCAUGGAAAGAGUCUAUGGUGGAUGUUUAUGUUACGGCCCACCAAUAGAAAAUGGGUUCUAUUACGAUAUGUACCUUGAAGAAGGGGGUGUGUCCAGCAAUGAUUUCUCUUCUCUGGAAACUUUGUGUAAGAAAAUCAUUAAAGAGAAACAAACUUUCGAAAGAUUGGAAGUGAAAAAGGAGACGCUACUAGAAAUGUUUAAGUACAACAAGUUCAAGUGCCGGAUACUGAAUGAAAAAGUGAAUACUCCAACCACAACUGUCUAUAGAUGUGGCCCUUUGAUAGACCUCUGCCGGGGUCCUCAUGUCAGACACACUGGCAAGAUUAAGACUCUAAAAAUACACAAGAAUUCUUCCACUUACUGGGAAGGCAAGGCGGACAUGGAAACCCUCCAGAGGAUUUAUGGCAUUUCAUUCCCCGACCCCAAACUGCUGAAAGAGUGGGAGAAGUUCCAAGAGGAAGCCAGAAACCGAGAUCAUAGGAAGAUUGGGAGGGACCAAGAGCUGUAUUUCUUCCAUGAACUCAGCCCUGGAAGUUGCUUUUUCCUGCCCAAAGGAACCUACAUUUAUAAUACACUUAUGGAAUUUAUCAGGAGUGAAUAUAGGAAAAGAGGGUUCCAGGAGGUCGUCACUCCUAACAUCUUCAAUAGCCGGCUGUGGAUGACCUCUGGCCACUGGCAGCACUACAGUGAGAACAUGUUCUCCUUUGAGGUGGAGAAGGAACAGUUCGCCCUUAAGCCCAUGAACUGCCCAGGACACUGCCUUAUGUUUGACCACCGGCCAAGGUCCUGGCGAGAGCUGCCUCUGCGGUUGGCCGAUUUUGGUGUGCUUCAUAGAAAUGAGCUCUCUGGGGCUCUCACGGGACUCACUCGGGUUCGAAGAUUCCAGCAGGAUGACGCACACAUAUUCUGUGCCAUGGAGCAGAUUGAGGGUGAAAUCAAAGGUUGCUUGGAUUUUCUUCGCACAGUAUAUAAUGUCUUCGGAUUUUCGUUUAAAUUGAAUCUUUCUACUCGCCCAGAAAAAUUCCUUGGAGAUAUUGAAAUAUGGAACCAAGCUGAGAAACAACUUGAAAACAGUUUGAAUGAGUUUGGUGAGAAGUGGGAACUGAAUCCUGGUGAUGGCGCUUUCUAUGGUCCAAAGAUUGACAUACAGAUAAAAGAUGCCAUCGGCCGCUACCACCAGUGUGCGACCAUCCAGCUGGAUUUUCAGUUGCCCAUCAGGUUUAAUCUUUCUUACGUAAGCCAUGAUGGUGAUGACAAGAAGAGGCCCGUGAUUGUUCACCGAGCCAUCCUGGGGUCGGUGGAGAGAAUGAUUGCCAUCCUCACGGAAAACUAUGGGGGCAAGUGGCCUUUCUGGCUCUCGCCUCGCCAGGUGAUGGUAGUUCCAGUGGGCCCAACAUGUGAUGAAUAUGCCCAAAAGGUACGGCAACAAUUCCAUGAUGCUAAAUUCAUGGCAGACAUUGACCUGGAUCCAGGCUGCACCUUGAAUAAGAAGAUCAGAAAUGCGCAGUUAGCACAGUAUAACUUCAUCCUGGUUGUUGGGGAAAAAGAGAAAGCCAGUGGCACUGUGAACAUCCGCACCAGGGACAAUAAGGUCCACGGGGAGAGAACUGUCGAGGACACUGUGGCGCGACUGCAGCAGCUCAAGCUAACCCGCAGCAAGCAGGCGGAAGAGGAAUUUUAACAGGGACAUCGCCGGCACUGGCUGAGCCUAAAGAAGACCAGUGCUCCAUCCCAUAACCUAGUGCCCUGGGAAACUUGAGUUUAUAAUGAAUGUGGAAUAAUUCUACAGUCCGCAUGAGUCAGUCUUUUUGAUUUGGACAAGUCGUAAAGAAUGUGUUAGAUGGGGGUCAGUAAAGGAACCAUUAAAAUUAUUUUAUUCAUUAAAUGUCUCAGCAAUGGAAAAUCAGGGGGCAUGUUUUAAUGUAACAGUUACUUUGUAUGAAUUCAAUCAAUUAAAAACUAAAAAAAUUUAAAAUGUGCUUAAAGAAAAACCAGGAUUGAAUUAUGGUGUGAAAAUUUACUGCUGCAGAUAUCAAGACCUCAUUAUCCUCGUGUUUCUGUAGAAGCACCGGGGUCAGUGUGCCUCCGUGUCCAGCAGGAAGUGCAAGUGUUUGGGAGGGCAGGUCAUAGCAUUCUGAUUCCCAAAUGGGAUGGAGCUGGCUGCUGGCUUGUUAGUGGUAAGGUAAACAUUUCCUUUUGAGAUGACACUUUUGUUUUCCUUUUGGAUAGAGACCUUUAAAUGACUUAAAACAAUGUUGUACAAACUCUUAGGGACAUGUCUUCAAAGAAAGCUGCCUAUGGAAGACUGUUCCUUGUCAAGUGGGUUCUCUGUUAUGAUGAAUACUUUUUAAAUUUUUCUAUCAGCAAGUCAUUUAUGGAGCAAAGGAAAUUCUUGUAUCAUUAUGUAUUAUUUCCCUCUUAUUUUAGUCAUUUUCAGAAGUCAUCUUGUCGCAUCUGAAACCCAACAAAGAGAAGCAUACAUAGGUUAAUCCUCUAAUAAAGGAGGUGACAUCUG
Messenger RNA from Mesocricetus auratus (golden hamster), 3116 nucleotides. RefSeq names its product threonyl-tRNA synthetase 1 (gene Tars1). The record is from RefSeq and is a predicted model, not a curated record. Bases 117 to 2282 code for a protein of 721 amino acids. Gene Ontology annotation, biological process: threonyl-tRNA aminoacylation. Lineage: Eukaryota; Metazoa; Chordata; Mammalia; Rodentia; Cricetidae. Gene Ontology annotation, molecular function: threonine-tRNA ligase activity; ATP binding. Gene Ontology annotation, cellular component: cytoplasm. The transcript is spliced from 19 exons.